AUGUUCGAGGAUGAUUGGGAUUUGGACGCCUACCACGAGGAUAUCAGGACAGCCUACCACCAACUACGGGUCAUCUAUCCAUCUCUUGGACCAUUCCGGGCUCCUAGGGCGAAUGACUCGGAAACAGUGAAGAGUAUAUUCGACAACCUGCGCGAGUUCAUGUGCAGUUGUCCUAUACUAUUCCCAGAAUUCGUCGACUGGGAGAAAGAAUGUCUGAAAGGGACAAGAAACGGAAAGGAAAACAACCAGGACACUGGGAAAUUGAAGCGGAUGAUAGAUCCCUUGAUAUCGUUGUCGCAUAGCUUAAAACGAAAGUUGGAAGAAGCGCAAAAUGAUUAUGAUGAUCUAGGGGAGAUCUUCAAUCAUUUCAAUGGCGAGGUAUACGACGACAAGGGUGUAAAUAGCUGGAUCAAGGAUCCAAGUGCUGUGAACCCUCCUACUCCUACAAGCAAUAGAACUCGAAACAAUUCAACAAAAAGCUCAAGCUCGAAGCGAUCCAGUGACGAAUUUAAGGAGACUACUUCGCCCAAGAAAGCUAAAGUCACCCCGCCAAAGACUACUCCAUUGCAGAUUAAUCCUUUCGUUUCUCGUCCAUUCACCAAGACCACUUCGGAACCAAAGGCAAUCUUAAAUGAUCAUCGCCCAGCCUUUCACAGAAAUGCCGUAUUCCCGGGAAUUCUCCCACGUACUUAUUCAACCUCGACACAGUCAACCGAAUAUGUCGAAGAAUCGCUUACAUUGUCACGGGAAACAUCGUCCACAACCCUUACAUCUGUGACUCCGUCAACAUCUGUUUCUAUUAUCCCCGCUGCUCUGCCAACUCGACCAGCUAGUCUUCCGAUCCCACAAGCAGGAUGUCAAAAUGGCCAAUCACCAGCUAUCGAGGUGACUACCAGCAGAUAUACGGCAAUGCUAAAUAAGCUAAAAGUCAAAUUUCACUUCCAAUGGGAAUUAGAGCGAAUGAUCUCCCAGCACGAAACCCUGACCUGGGAUCAGAUCGAGAUUGGGGAUCUUCAUGAAUUCAGAGGUCAAUCGUCUUUGGACAUGGUACAUCUGGUAGACGAGAUAUUACGAAGAGCUGAAACAAGACUCCUGGAAUCUGAUCCAAUUGAUGCUACUCGACGAGAAAUUUCGGAGAGAAAGGCGAUGCUUCUCACAGAGGUUGACAGGGAGGAAGAUUCGAUCUGGGCCAACGAUCUUCGAGGAGUAGGGAACGAGAGUUUUGACUGGCCAUAUGGAGGCAAGAUACAGUAUACUCUGUCUGUACAACUGGCAUCUCGGGGCGAGGAAUGCACUGAACUGCUAUCAGAGCAUAUCUCCCCAAGUCAAGCUAAUAACCCAUAUCGUGUUCGAAGAUCUUUCGAACGGAAUCAUUCGGCUCCAAGUGGGUCUACACGAAAUCACUGCAAUCCUCCUCAUACACAUGUAGACACAAUAACGACAUUUCCAGAGACCCGAUCAUUCCCUUUCAAAUUCGAACUUCGACCACCUGAAAUGCCCGGAAAGUCCUUUAGACUGGCUAGAAGAUUCGGUUCGAGAAGAUGUAUCAGUCUGAAAACCAAAGAUAUACCUCUUGGUACACGAAAAGAAUUGCAGGAUAUGCUGGUUGGUAGACGCUUGAUCAUCCUUGGUCGACCCUACCGAGCAUUUUGGGCGACUGCGGAUGGGGAGAAUGUUAUGUUGAUCGAAAUGCCAGAAGAGGGUAGUGGAAUAGUGACGAAGGGACGAGAGGAUGAAUCUAAGAUGCCUAGCUUUCAGGAAUUGCUAUACCGAUAUAACGACUUGAACCGAAAACCUAAUCAGGCAAUGGCCAAAUGGGCCGCUCGUCCUCAGAUCCUGUUCUCUGACUCAGUACCUGCCACUAAAGUUCAGUUGUCGGAAAUCCAAGAGGGUCCUGAUAUUGUUGCACAGAGUGCUCAACUGCAAGAAGAUCCUACGACGGAGGAGAUUCUAACUGAUGGCUGUGGUCUGAUGUCGGAAAGCCUAGCUUUACGUAUAUACCAGCACCCUUCACUUACCCUGCUAAAUGGACGCCCCUCAGUGGUACAAAUGCGUGUAGGCGGAUCAAAAGGUCUUUUAGCACUCAUGUCACCCAGACAAGCCACUCAAUACCCUAUAAAGGAAAUCCUACUUCGGGAUUCGAUGAUCAAAGCGCUUUCUGCCUCGAAUUACGAGAAUGACCCAUCCCUAUUAACUGUAGAUGUUUUAAAAUGCGAGGCUCUCAAGAUCGGUGCGAGCAUCUCUUCGGAAGCAAUAAUAGCAAUGGUACAUAAUGGGGUACCGGCUCAAGUUUUCGUAAAGAUGGCCGAGCACGAACUGGACGCGUUGCGAGAUGCGUUCUUGCCGAGUCAGUUAGAAGGAGAAUCAGAAGAUGACAUGUUCAUAAGGAUCUACACAAGCUGUUAUGGCAUCGGAGGGGUAGGAAUGGACAAGAAAAAGAGGAUGGCUAGGAAAGAAGGCAAAUCCAUGCGAGCUGCUGGUUUAGCUAAAGGACACUGGACAGAUGAAGCUGGUAACGACGAUGACGAGGAUGGUAAUCCUAUGACUGUUAAUGCUGCUGAGCGAUUCGAUGUCGAUCCGAUAAGUGGUCAACCGAAUAGUCUGUGUGAAGCACUGAUGGAAGCUGUUGCCUCCGGAUUUAAUCCUGCUACCUCACCAUACACCGCUUCGAAGCUUCAUCACGUAAUGGAGAACUUGUCGAAGAAGAUUGUGCGAGAAUUCAAGAUACCCGUACAACAAUCCUUGACAGCAUUCAUCGUACCCGAUUCUCUCCAGCUCUUAGCCCCUGAUGAGCUGUUCAUCUGCUUCUCAGGGAAAGGGCCGAUCGACGAAAGCACUCAAAUUCCAAUACCUUACCUUGAAGGUGAAGUCUUAGCGUACCGAUCGCCGUGUAAAGUUCCUACCGAUGUCAGAAGAUUGAAAGCGGUAUUCAAGCCUGAAUUGACGUACCUGAAAGAUUGUAUUGUCCUAUCUGCAAAUAGCCAACUGUGUAAACGAUCUCCAGCGAGUUAUUUAGGUGGCGGAGAUUACGAUGGCGAUACAGUCACCUUAUUCUGGAAUCAAGAUCUGGUCCAACCGUUCAAGAAUGCUGAUGAUCAUUUCGCGGAAACUCCUGAAAACUUCGUAGAAGAAAACUUUGACAAGUCGGUCACGAAAGGUACAGAGUUCCUGGAAAGCAUAGAAGGAUUGAGUGAAGAUGAGAAAAUAGCAAGGAUGCAGGAGUGGUUGAUUGGUGGAGUGACAGGUGACGAGUUGACUGGUAUUUAUUCUGGUCUACAUGAAAACGCCGUGUACACAUUAGGUUAUUCUCAUCCGGAAACAAUCAGACUAGCAAGAAUGUUCUGCCAUGUGCUAGAUGCUCGUAAAUCCGGCUUGAGAGUGAAACCGGAAAAGCUCAGAGAGGAUAAGAAAAGAUAUGGAGGUGAUUUAGAAUGGAAAUUAUGGAAAAAGGGGGAUGAGGCAGAGAGGAUCAGGAAUGUGAACCUCCUAAGGCGAGAAAAAGGACUAGGUAGCUUUAUUAUGGAUAAGCUAAAAACCCAAGGCGAAGCACAUCGCACGAGAAUGAUGGGUUCUUUUGUCCUGAAGCCCGAGACUUUAAACGAUGAAGAUUUUAAAGGACUCGCUAAAUUAUGGGAAGACGUAAAGCGAGAUCCAUUGAUGAAAUAUAUCCCUAAUUGGCAAGACCAGAUUGACCGAAUGGAAAUACAUGUAAGAACAUGCUCGGACAUCAGACAACUCAUCAUUCAAGGUCGUUGUGGAGAUGUACAACAGACAUAUCAGGACAUCCUCGAGGGAAAGACUCCGAUAACCAAGAACCGACCUGGAACCGGAACAUAUAGUCCUACCAAACAACAGAAAAUCGAAAGUUCCGAAUCGACCUUAGAGAGAUUGGCGAAGAUCAGACAAUUAGCGCUGACAUGGAAAGAGAAUCCUGGGGUUCACGGUGCUCCGCUGUUACUCCGCUGGAAUGUCAGUGAGCUGAAAUUGAGUUGUCUGGCUGGGAUGGUAGUAGGGAAGAAACCGGCUCAGACAUGUCCGUUCGAUCUUGAUUAUACGGGCUUCUGCGCUAUGCAAGCCAAGUCGAACGGUAGGAACUUUAGAGUGACCUUGGCUGCCAUCCACGAGGACAUGAAACCCUCAAACAAAAUCCGAACGACAUCUUGA
Kwoniella mangroviensis CBS 8507 is the source of this 4164-nucleotide messenger RNA. RefSeq lists its product as uncharacterized. Bases 1 to 4164 code for a protein of 1387 amino acids. Gene Ontology annotation, biological process: siRNA processing. NCBI's taxonomy places the organism in Eukaryota, Fungi, Basidiomycota, Tremellomycetes, Tremellales, Cryptococcaceae. Gene Ontology annotation, molecular function: RNA-directed RNA polymerase activity. Gene Ontology annotation, cellular component: nuclear RNA-directed RNA polymerase complex. The transcript has 10 exons. The record is from RefSeq and is a predicted model, not a curated record.